AUGGGGCCAUUGAUCGAUGUGGCGAAAGAGGCGGUGCUGGCAGCAGUGGGAGAGGAGCUGGCUGCACACAAGGAGGAGUUGAAUGAGCUGCGGCACAUGUUGACUGUUGCUGAGCAGAGGAAUGGGGCAAUCUCUGCUGCGAUGGAGGAGAAGAGGAGAGAGUUCAUUUCAGCGAAGACGGAGUUUAUUGCUGUGAAGAGGGAGCUGAUUGCAGUGAAGACGGAGUUAUUUACAGUGAAUGCGGAGGUGGCUGAGCACAAGCAGUCAACUGCAUUGCAGCUGGAGGAGGUUGAGAGGAGGCGAGUGGCGGAGAUGAGGGAGAUGAGAGGGCAGGUGGAGGAGAGGGAGAGGGAGCUGGCUGCAGUGAAGGGGGAACUGGCUGAAGUGAAGGGGGAGGUGACUGCAGUGAAGGGGGAGGUGACUGCAGUGAAGGGGGAGGUGACUGCAGUGAAGGGGGAGGUUGCUGAGCAGAACCAUCGUGUGCUCAAGCUUGAUGUUGCCUUUCAGGAAGCCCUGGCUGUGUCGUCAGCACUCGCUAUGUUCCACUCCCUUUUCCUUGCUCAGCAGUAUGCCCCGACCUUCUUCCCUCUCUCCACCGCACUCCCUUCCCCUUCCUGCACCAGCCGCACCUCACCCUGGCUGGACUAG
This is a messenger RNA of Closterium sp. Naga37s-1, 648 nucleotides long. Lineage: Eukaryota; Viridiplantae; Streptophyta; Zygnematophyceae; Desmidiales; Closteriaceae. The record is from the annotation of a GenBank genome assembly.